AUGCUCCCAAACGCAUGCCUUUCGCUCUCCUUCGCCGCACUCGCUGCUUUCUCCCCCUUUGUAGCGGCAGCACCUCGCCAGUGUCCUCCCCUCGGCCCCGUUCUGCCGGCACCACGGCAGCCCAGCCAGCAUGUCGCGGUCCGGUCAGCCGUCGAGGCCAUCGUCACGUCCCUAAAAGCGGAAAUAGGAGGCUUCAACUACUCCGCCAUCUCCAUCGGCGUCCAGUCCAUCCACGAAGACGCGCCCUUGAUCGACCUCCACCACACGCCCCCUCAUCUCCACCCCGAGCGCGGCGCCAGACAGGUCAACUCCAGCACCGUGUAUCGCAUCGCAAGCAUAUCCAAGGUCUUCACGGUCCUGGCGGCGCUGCAGCAGGCCGAAAGGGGCGUGCUGAGCAUGCACGACCCCGUUACGCGGUGGCUUCCCGAGCUAUCGGGAUCCGGACGCAACAGCAGCCGUGACUCGGAGCACGAGCUUGAUGAGGUGGAUUGGGACAGCAUUACUGUAGAGGCUGUUGCGGCGCACUUGGCAGGCAUCGGAGCCGACAUUGCUACCGACCUUGCGGCCUUUCCCGGGGACUGGCAGGCUCUGGGCCUUCCCGAGAUCCCUUCCGGUGUGAAGAGGCCGGACUGUUCGGGAGCUCAGGGCAUUCGCCCUUGCACGCGAGAGGAUCUCCUGGAGGCAUAUCAGCAUCGCCGGCCGCCGGUGUAUCCACCCAACCAGUCGCCGGUGUAUUCCAACGGCGGCACUUCGCUUGUCGGUCUUGUUGUCGAAGCGGCGUCUAACAGGACCCUCAGCGCGGUCCUCCAGGACAUGAUCCAAGGGCCUCAGGGGCUGGGGCUGCGGCAUACCACUGUCGGCAACGUGCCAGACAACGCAGAGAACAUGUUCAUCCCCGUUGGAGGCACCGAUUGGGACCGAAAUCUAGGCGUUUUCGAUCCAUCGGGCGGCAUCAACUCCAACACAGCCGAUCUCCUCGCCUUCAUGGUCGGCAUCCUCAAGAACCGUGCCCUCCCUCCCUCGUCAACCCGCCGCUGGCUCAAGCCGGCCACCUUCACGUCGGGCUGGAGCGGCGCGGUGGGCGCGCCGUGGGAGAUCUACCGGCUCGACAACCUGACCACUGGCACCUCGGACGGUUCUGGGUCUUCAGGCCGCAUCACCGACCUGUACACCAAGGGCGGCACCCUGGCCGACUACCACUCGGCCGCCGUGAUGGUCCCGGACUACGGCCUCGUCCUCUCCGUGCUCGCGUCGGGCCCUGAGAUCAUGGGUCUCCUGCCGCAGCUCGUGGCCCUGCGCGUGGCCGAGGCGCUCAUCCCGGCCCUGGACCAGGCAGGCAAGGAGGAGGCGAGGCAGAGGUUCGCGGGCACGUAUGUCGACCCGGAGAGCGGCUCGCGCCUCACGCUGGCUGUGGGUGAUGAUGAUGAGGAUAAGGAUGGCGCCUCUGGGCUGGUGCUGAGCGAUUGGGUCGUGCGCGGCUUCGACGUGCUGCCGCAUCUGGACCGGUACCACCCGACGAGGGUGAACAGUACGGCCCCCCGCUCGGAGCUCCGAAGCGUUCGGUUGUAUCCGACGGGGCUGGAGACGGAGCGGCGGUCUGCGUGGAGGGCUACCUUUCCUAGUUUUACUGACGAGGAUGCGGAGCUGGUUGACGGGAGCACCAGGUUGCGUGACGCGACGUGUGUCUCGUGGCAGAUGGCCGAUCGGCUCACGUAUAAUUACUUGGCGAUGGACCACUUCGAGUUUCGGUUUGGGGAGGGUGGACAUGAAGCGGUUAGCGUCAAGUCGAAGGCGUUUGAUGUUGAGAUGGCGAGGGUUUCCAAUAACGGGACUCAGGGUCGUUAA
This is a messenger RNA of Chaetomium strumarium, 1845 nucleotides long. Its product is annotated as beta-lactamase/transpeptidase-like protein. Bases 1 to 1845 code for a protein of 614 amino acids. NCBI's taxonomy places the organism in Eukaryota, Fungi, Ascomycota, Sordariomycetes, Sordariales, Chaetomiaceae. The transcript has 4 exons. The record is from RefSeq and is a predicted model, not a curated record.